This is a messenger RNA of Saccostrea cuccullata (small rock oyster), 1967 nucleotides long. RefSeq names its product putative inactive carboxylesterase 4. The transcript has 10 exons. The record is from RefSeq and is a predicted model, not a curated record. The coding region runs from base 524 to 1735 and encodes 403 amino acids. NCBI's taxonomy places the organism in Eukaryota, Metazoa, Mollusca, Bivalvia, Ostreida, Ostreidae.
UGGGCAAUAUUAGCAAGUUCAUUAACUAUUUCCUUCAAAUUCCAACAAUUAUUUUAAUACCAAGUCGAAAACCCUUAUUAAAUAAACGCCAUGUCAAAAUCCUAAGGAUUAUAUAUAGUUAUUUUUAACACGGAAUGUCCCCACUAUUCGGUGCUGUUCUUAAAAUGUUUUUACAUUAAAAAAGAGAAAAAUAUUCCAUUCAUGAAAAGCUUGAGAAGUACAUUGUACUUGUAAAAAGAAACGAAGAGGAAAUAAUUAGUAUAUAACUCGUCGACCUGCAGAUUCCGGGUUGACGAGAAGCAAACAAAUUGUGAAUGACUAUAGUUUAUGUAUUAUAAACAUUAACUCUUAUCGAAGUAUGCGCCGUAAAAGCUACAAACAAUCUGUAAGCUUUUUUUUUCUUAGAAUUUAUCUGAUGAGUCGAAGACUGCAAGUUCUAUUGCGUCCCACUACGCCUGAGUUUACCGUAUAAAUAUCAAUCAUGAUGUAUUAGCCUCAGUUUCUAAAUGAUAUUUCCUGCAAAAUGUUGUCAGUGUGUUCGUGUUUUGUUGUUGUCUUGUACUUUCAUCUGUGCACUUCUACGGAGGACUUGAUUCGGCAGACGACCUUCGGUCGCGUGCGGGGUUUUGUCACUGAACGCGUCCCAGGUAAACGGAUUAAUACCUUUCUUGGAAUUCCGUAUGCUUCGCCACCUGUAAAGGAACUUCGAUUUGAGAGACCUGUUCCACCCACUCCAUGGAGGGGUGUACUAGAUGCCUUGACGUUACCUCCUGCCUGUAUCCAAUAUGACAACAUGGAUUACAUCCAAGAUCAUUUUGAAGGAUUUCACAACUCAAGCGAAGAUUGCCUUUACAUAAAUUUAUACAUACAGGUAGAAAGUAUUAACAAAAUCAAGAAUACAUCUGUGUUAGUAUACAUGCACGGAGGCUCAAAUCGUGUUGGAAUGGGAUCAAUGUUAGAGGGAGACAUUCUGGCGGGGCACGGGGAGGUUAUUGUCGUCACAUUCAACUAUAGAUUGGGGAUCUACGGUUUUGUUGCUGCAAAGAAUGAGGGGUUAGAGGGAAAUUACGGUUUUCUGGAUCAGGUAGAAGUUUUAAAAUGGGUGAAAGCAAACAUCGAGGAGUUUGGAGGAAAUUCGGACAUGGUGACCAUAUAUGGCCACAGUGCAGGUGCGGCCGAUGUUGGAUUUCAUGGAACAUCGCCCUUAUCUAAAGGUCUUUUCCAGCGGGUCAUAGUUCACAGUGGUUCUCCCUUGGCCUUUUGGGCAACGGCAGACCCAGGGUGGCCAGAAGGAUAUAACAUUCUUCCUUGCAAAGGUGGCUGUAAUGGCAAGACCUUCAAAGAGCAUUUGAAAUCUCUAAGUAUUGAGGAGCUCAAUUUAAAAAGAGGGCUGGGAACGCCCAGAGAUAUGGUGACAUUUCCAGCUAAUAUUGAUGGUGAAUUCUUAAUUGGAAAACCUAGUGAAACAUACCAAAAUAAUCUUAAUGCUGACCAUUUUUUGCUGGCUUUUGCCAAAGAUGAAGGAUUCCCUCUAGAUAAGGAAAUUAACCGAGAAUUUUUCGAAACCUUUUCCAAAGAGAUGAUGACGGGAGUCCUAUGGCAUUACAACACAGUUUAUAAAAACAUACAAAAUUUUACAGAAAUUGUUUUCAAAGAAUACAAAGAAUUGAAGGUGUCCUUCGCUACAUUCAGCUUCAGCAGGUGGAUGCUGAUUUCGUAUUUUUUGCUCCUAUGAUUCGCCUUGCUGAUCUGUUAUGUCAGUAUAUACAAGAUAUAUAUCUCCUGAGUUUUGAUCAUGUAUCAACCUACUCACCUCAUCCGGACUGGCAAGGAGUCCCACACGGUGUGGAUUUGUUCUAUGUGUUUGGGGUACCACUCGUCGGCCAUCACAAAUAUAAGUAUGACGAGCUAGACAAAGAGGCAAGCAGAAAAGCCAUGACGAUUUGGACUGAUUUUGUGAAGGGAAA